Molecule: messenger RNA, 1080 nt
Organism: Lacerta agilis (Sand lizard)
Lineage: Eukaryota; Metazoa; Chordata; Lepidosauria; Squamata; Lacertidae
Gene: MIP
Product: major intrinsic protein of lens fiber
Exons: 4
Coding region: 97-888 (263 amino acids)
Biological process (GO): transmembrane transport
Cellular component (GO): apical plasma membrane; plasma membrane
Molecular function (GO): water channel activity
Source: RefSeq, a predicted model, not a curated record
AGUGGGCUUAGGUGGAGCUCAGCAGCAGCAGAGAGGAGCUUGGAGACUGCCCUGCUGCCGCUGCGCACCGCACCUCCACCGCCGUCCUGCCUUACCAUGUGGGAGGCGCGUUCCUCCUCCUUCUGGAGGGCUGUCUUUGCCGAGUUCUUCGGCACCAUGUUCUAUGUCUUUUUCGGCCUGGGGGCCUCGCUACGCUGGGUGGUCGGCCCCCUGAACGUUCUGCUGGUGGCCCUGGCUUUCGGCUUGGUAGCAGCCACCAUGGUGCAGUCUCUAGGCCACGUGAGCGGAGCACACAUCAACCCAGCCGUCACCGUGGCCUUCCUGCUGGGCUCGCAGCUCUCCCUCUUCCGCGCCGUCUUCUACAUGGUUGCCCAGCUGCUGGGAGGAGUGGCCGGCGCAGCCGUGCUUUACGGAGUCACGCCAGCUGCGUUGCGGGGUAACCUGGCACUCAACACGAUACACCCCAGUGUAAAUGUAAGCCAAGCUACAGUCGUGGAGAUCUUCCUCACCUUACAGUUUGUCCUCUGCAUCUUCGCCACCUAUGACGAGAGACGUAAUGGGCGCAUGGGAUCUGUAGCGUUGGCUGUGGGAUUCUCCCUCACUCUUGGACACCUCUUUGGGAUGUACUUCACAGGAACUGGCAUGAAUCCUGCCCGAUCCUUCGCCCCUGCUGUCAUCACCCGCAACUUCACCAACCACUGGGUGUAUUGGGUUGGUCCAAUUGUUGGCGGCGUGAUGGGCGGCUUCCUCUACGACUUCAUCCUCUUCCCACGGAUGCGCGGGGUCAAAGAGCGCAUGUCUGUCCUGAAAGGUGACCGGCCAGCUGAAACCAGCGCCCCGCCAGAGCCUCCUGGGGAACCCGUUGAACUGAAGACGCAAGCGCUAUAAGCAGUGACCUUAGGGUGACGAAACCACAGCACUCACACACACCCCUCCUCUGGGGAGAGAGGGGGCAGAAACAACUGGCCCAGUAUACAGACUGUUAUUGCUCCUGGCCAGUAGGAAGCGGUGCCUUAGGAGACACAGAUCCGAAGGGACAGUUUGUUAUCCGGUCUCUCUCUUUCUCUCUUUUCAAACAAA